Syzygium oleosum is the source of this 2069-nucleotide messenger RNA. Its product is annotated as wall-associated receptor kinase-like 9. Lineage: Eukaryota; Viridiplantae; Streptophyta; Magnoliopsida; Myrtales; Myrtaceae. Gene Ontology annotation, cellular component: plasma membrane. The record is from RefSeq and is a predicted model, not a curated record. The transcript is spliced from 2 exons. Gene Ontology annotation, biological process: protein phosphorylation; cell surface receptor signaling pathway. The coding region runs from base 22 to 2013 and encodes 663 amino acids. Gene Ontology annotation, molecular function: ATP binding; protein serine/threonine kinase activity.
AAUAUCAGUUAUUCCAAAAACAUGGAUCUGUCCUCCUUCUCAAUCUUAACACCGAUCCUAUUACUCUUGUCUCUGUUUAAUCACAGAUCCUACUGUCAACAACCAUAUAUUGAUAAUAAGCAGUUAAGCUGCUCAUCCCCAUUGUCUAAAUUGAAAGGUUACCUCUGCAAUGGCCCUCAAACUCAAUGCCAAUCCUUCCUUACCUUUCGAUCUUCCUCCCUAUACAACUCACCGCUCGCCAUCACUUCGCUGCUCGGCUCAGAUGCAUUGGACAUAGCCACCGUCAACAAUGUCAGUUCCACUGCCGAAGAGAUACCUUAUGAUAACUUGGUCAUAGUUCCGGUUCCUUGCCAUUGCACUGGAACUAUUUAUGCGCACCAGGUCACUUACACUGUGGCCAAGGGUGAAACCUAUUUCACCGUAGCCAAUGAUACAUUCCAAGGCCUGUCCUCUUGCCAGGCUCUAGCUGAUCAGAACUACUAUACAAGUGAGGAUCUUGUUGUAGCUGCACAGCUGCUGGUUCCACUAAGAUGCGCAUGCCCAAGUACUAAUGAGACAGCUAAUGGGGUUAAAUCCUCGCUUACAUAUUUGGUGACGUGGGGCGAUACUGUGACUUCAAUUGCGGAAAGAUUCGGUGUCACUGCGCAAAGCGUUUUGGAGGCAAAUAUGAUGACGAACAGCUCUACUAUAUUCCCUUUUACUUCCAUCCUCAUUCCCCUUUAUUGUGCAAACAAUUCCAAGAGUGCCUUCUGUUAUUGUCCCAAUGGAUAUGCCGAAGGAGGGCUCCGAAAUGGCCUCAAUUGCAUGCCUGACCGGAAGAAGUUUCCUUUCAAGCUGGUUCUCGUGAUAGGUGCCGGCAUUGGUAUGGGAUUCUUGUGUCUUUCGCUUUUCAGCUAUUGCCUAUACAGAUAUCUAAGGAAGCAAAGAGACAGAAUUGUCAAGGAGAAACUGUUCGAGCAAAAUGGUGGUUUGCUGUUGCAACAAAAGUUAGCACCUUAUGGAAGAGAUGGAAGAGCAGCAAUAUUCUCUGAAGAAGAUCUGCAAAGCGCAACAGAUAACUACAGCCAGAGCCGGUUUCUUGGUCAAGGAGGGUUUGGCACGGUUUAUAAAGGGAUGCUUCCAGAUGGUACCAUAGUUGCCGUGAAGAAGUCAAAGACCAUCGACAGCGGUCAAAUUGAGCAUUUUAUUAAUGAAGUGGUUGUUCUAUCGCAGGUUAAUCAUCGGAACAUUGUAAAAUUGAUAGGAUGUUGUUUGGAGACUAAGUUUCCUUUACUAGUGUAUGAGUUCAUCCCUAAUGGCACCCUGUCACAGCAUAUUCAUCAGCAAGAUAGAGAUUGCUCCCUUUCAUGGGAAUACCGGUAUCGAAUCGCAUGCGAAGUCGCCGGAGCAGUAGCAUACAUGCAUUCUGCAGCUUCAAUUCCCAUUUAUCAUCGAGACAUAAAGCCGUCUAACAUUCUGCUGGAUGACAAGUACACUGCAAAAGUCUCUGAUUUUGGUACCUCGAGGCCGGUUCCAUUUGACAAAACUCACUUGACGACGGCCGUGCAAGGCACCUUCGGAUACUUGGACCCGGAGUACUUCCAAUCUAGUCAGUUCACAGAUAAAAGUGACGUGUACAGUUUUGGAGUUGUGCUAGUUGAGUUACUCACAGGGCGUAAGCCAACAUCCUUCUCAGGAGAUGAUGAAGGGAGACAUCUAGUUGCUAGCUUUAUCUUGCUAAUGAAGGAAUGCCGUUUGUCAGAGAUCCUAGAUCCUGUUGUGGCCAAUGAAGCAAAGGCAGAGGAGGUUCUUGCAGUAGCAAGGCUUGCCACGAGGUGUUUGAGAUUGAAUGGGAGAAAGAGGCCUACCAUGAGAGAGGUCGCCAUGGAGCUUGAAGGACUUGGGAAAUCUCAAAGUUUCUCUCAGACCAGCCAAAAUCCUUAUGCAUUUGAAGAUGGACUACCCGGUGAAGCCAAUGAAGAAUCAAUAGAUAGCACUUCCAUAUCACUUGAAGCUGUAUCAAUCUCAGUAUAGAUAUCGAGAUACAAUAUUCGGCAUUCAUACUGAACUUAAUGUUUGUUUAUCCUAAA